AUGCUCGCCAAUGCAACCGGCCCAAUGGAGCAGUGGAACUACGCAUCCGGGGGAGCCGAUGCGCCAAUACCGAGGAGCCAGGGUAUUGGUGGAAAGACAUUGACUGGCCAAAAAAAGGAAAUCCCACGACUCCUUACACCUAAGUCGAAACUGCGACUUGGAUCGUGGAACGUGCGGACCGCCUUUCACUGCGGUCAGAAAGAAAUCAUCGCAAGGGAGUUGAGCAAGUGCCGGGUUACUGUUGCAGCUUUAUCCGAACUGAGGAUCAGCGGCUGUGGAACGACAAGAGUGCAGGUUCCUGCUACGGACGAUUGGAUGACACUGUACUACUCUGGCGGUCAAGAACAUCGUGAUGGUGUUGGGUUCAUGCUCAAUAGCCACGCAUCAAAAUGCGUCGUGUCGUUUCAACCCAUCUCGCCGAGAAUAGCAGUGAUCACUUUGGGCGGAACCGUCAAGUCGCACAUAGUGAGCGUAUACGCUCCGACGGAACCGAGCGACGACGGUAUGAAGGACGAAUUCUAUAUGCAGCUCCAAGACGUGCUGGACAGCAUUCCCAGAAGAGAUCUCGUUAUCGUCACAGGCGAUCUGAACGCUAGAACUGGCGCCGACAGAACCGGAUGGGAACCUGUGAUGGGCCGAUUUGGCGUAGGAGAAAUGAACAACAAUGGUUUGCGGCUGCUUUCGUUUGCCACGUUCAAUGAUCUGGUCAUCGGCAAUAGCCUAUACCAGCAUGCACGAAAGCAUCAGCUGACAUGGAGAAAUCCAUCUGGUCACGAUUCAGCAGUCCUGGACUAUGUACUAAUCAAUUCUCGAUACAGGUCAUCGCUAAAGGAUGUGCGUGCAAUGAGAGGCCCGGAUUGCGGAUCAGAUCACUACCUACUACGAGCAGUCGUGCAGCUCCGCCUACAGUGUGCUAAGCGAGGUAAACGCCAACCGAAACUGGAGGUGAAGCAAGGCUUCCAAAUUGCACUGUCAAAUCAGUUUGCUGCGUUCACGGAAGUGGGAACGGUGGACGAGGAAGAACGGCAGACUGCAAAAGUCAUUACCGAAUGUGCUACACAACUGUGCCCAGUUUUGCGCCGACGGACUAAACCAUGGAUCUCGGACGAAACAUUGCAGUUGGUUGACAAAAGGAGGAAGGUGAAGCUGACGAAUGGCACUACGUAUCAGCUACUCAGUAAGGAGCUCCGCAAGAGACUAAAAACAGAAAGGGAGGCCUACUGGAACGCAGUAGCGGAGGAGCUCGAAGAAUCGGCAUCCAAACACGAGUAUCGCAUGCCGUAUCAAAUUCUGAGAAGACUGUGCGGCAAAACCAGAGCAUGCGGAACCUUCAUCAAAGACGCAAGUGGCAAACUCGUGAAGUCAGAGAGGGAACGCUUACAGAGAUGGAGAGAGUUCUUCAUAGAGCUGUACAGCCACGAACUGCCCACAGAACCGUUUCCAGAGCCAGUACCGAUAGAGAUGCAGGAACCAAACACACGAGGCGGCGCCAAGUAUGGAGGAAACAAUGUCACAGCAGAAGCGAUUAAGGCAGGAGGAGAAGUAUUGGUACAACGGCUCCACCGUCUUAUGUGUCGCGUCUGGCAGACGGAGGUUGUUCCUACGACGUGGAAACGCUCCAUCAUCGUGCCAAUACACAAGAAAGGCGACAUAAAGGAAAAUGCAAAAACUAUCGCGGCAUAUCACGUAAUAACUUCGGCGCAUAUCACUCCUGUCAGUCGUCGGGAAGGUUUUCACAAAGAUCAUCAACGCAAGACUUCAGCUUCAUCGAAGAAGCUUAUGCCGACCGGAGCAAGCGGAGCUGCAUUCGAUAGCGUCCACUGGCCAGCGCUAUGGAAAGCCCUAGAGUGUGAACAUGUUCCGGACAAAAUUGUGAGGCUGUUGCGGGAGGCGUACAAUGGAACUGUCAGCUGUAUCCGCGUCAAGGAUGACGUCUCUGAAGAAUUUCCUGUAAGUGCUGGUGUUCGUCAGGGUGACGUGAUCUCCCCUACGUUGUUCAACGUGGUAAUGGACGCUGUCAUGAGGAAAACUUUCAACGGAAGGCAAGGCGUGCAGUACGGUGAAGGCGGCUUUCUCACUGACCUGAUGUUUGCCGACGACAGCGCAAUUUUCGCCGAAACUGACGAGGAAGCGACUAACAUCAUGUGCUCACUGUCAGAGAUUGCCCAGUCGUAUGGCCUCAAAAUAAACGCGGAAAAGACCAAGGUGAUGACCUCGGAUGGAUCGCCCGCGUCCGUGCGACUGGGUAGCGUCGCCUUGGAGCAAGUGAGUAAUUUCAAGUACCUUGGAUCGGUCGUUCAAGAAAGGAAAGUGGUUGCCGAGGCUGAGGUCCGCAGCAGGAUUGGUCAUGCGUCUAAGACAUUUGCAGCGUUAAAGUGGUGUCUCUGGAAGAAGAGUAACAUAUCACUGAAAACCAAAAUUCGCAUGUUCCGGACGCUGGUGCUCCCUGUGCUACUAUAUGGGUCUGAGACAUGGACGUUGCUCAAGUCGGAUCUCUCUCAUCUCGAGGUGUUUCAAAUGCGUUGUCUCCGCCAUAUGCUCGGGAUCAGGCUUCGUGACCAUGUCACGAACAACGCCAUCAGGGAGAAGUUUGAAGAUCAACCCACAAUCGAGGAACAAUUGAAACUGCGACGGCUACGAUGGUUCGGUCACCUGUGCAGGAUGGGUCACGACAGAAUACCUAAUAUGCUCCUGUGGAGAAGACGCCCUGCGCAGUGGAAAGUUCAGAGGACGGCUCCAAAAAAGACUUGGUUGAAGCAAGUUGAGGAAGACCUUAGGGCUCUGAGGUGCAGUGUUGAGCAUGCUAGAUGUAUUGCUGCUAAUCGACCAGAAUGGAGACACUUCAUUCAGGGCGUUCGUACUCCAAUGGCACCCACAGCAGUGUACUGGUUGAGAGGCCGGCCCCCACCACCAGACGCAAGCUAA
Messenger RNA from Ostertagia ostertagi, 2925 nucleotides. The record is from the annotation of a GenBank genome assembly. NCBI's taxonomy places the organism in Eukaryota, Metazoa, Nematoda, Chromadorea, Rhabditida, Trichostrongylidae.